CUUGCUGCUUGCCUGUUCCGGCACCACACUAGAUCAAAACAAACCCGAACACACGCACACACACACACUCAAACCAGCCUCCCUCACCUCCCGGGUUUUCCUAAACCAAACUAACCUGCCUCCUGCCUCACCACUGCAGGCAGGCUAUUAUUAUUUCAUCGCCAUCGUCACCAAUUUUCGACCACCAUCAGUCAUCAGUCAUCACCAUUCACCACCACCACCACCACCACCACCACCACUAACUAUCAUCACCAACAUAAUCACCAACAAUACCAACGCCGUAAUCUCCCCUCGCCUCCCAUCUCCCAUUCUCUCCGCACUCGAGUCGACUCGGAUGUCUCUAUCAACCAGCUUCCAGUCCAAUCUUGUCUCGAGCACAAGCACACAAAGCGCAGGCGGCCCGCUUGACCUAUUGACUCUCGUGUUUGCGCCCGCCCGCCCACUUUCGCAUUCCAUCACGCGAGGCACGGUCAUUAGCCAUCCGCCCGCCACGGUCGCCUGCAGCAGCUAGUUGCUGGCCGUGCCUGUCCAUCUGGUGAAAUCGCGCCGCCCGCUGCAACCACUUUAUCGCAAGGCCGCCCUCGUCAAGGGCUCACUCAAAUAGCGCGCGUGCACCUUGCACCUUGCACGUCAACCGGGUCCAUCGACUCCAUAACCCACCACCCACACGUCCGCCCUCCACUCCCUGCCUCCCUGCCCCCACUCUCACACAUCACAUCCCUUGCACUUUUUUCUUAUUUACUUUGCCUCGCGUCUCCCCGGCUGGGCCACACGUCUGAACCAUCUCUGUUCCUCCUGCAUGGUGUCCUCUACACCUCCGCUUUCCAGGCACCUGCAGCCCAUCGUCAUCAUGCCCAGCCCUUCAAAGCGCACCCAGCGCGCAAGGCGCGACUCGACGCGCAAGGAACUGGCAUCCGACCGCCCCGACAAUUCUUCUCCCUCGCGUCCUGCCAAGCGCAGAAAGAAGGCCGAGGAGAUAUCUCCUUCGCCCAAGGACAAUGCCGACGAGGAGCCCGAAUCCAGUCUCGCCGCAGACUCCAGUCUCGCCGCCGACGACUCUGUGAACAAUGCGAAGCCGUUCGAUUUUGUCGUCGAUAAAGUCGCCGAGUACCUGAAAGCCCCCACGAAUGUCGUCAUUCAAGCCAGCAAGGACCACUCAAACUCUCGCCUCACCGGUGAGGAUGGCAUCAACGCCUACGCUAAGAUUGUCGGGCUUGGGUGGACAUUCUAUGUCAAGAAGACCACCAUCAACAUCGGCCGCUCCUCUGACCCCCCGCAGCCUGUCGACCCAGACAACGACGAGGAAUUCAUCCACGUGGACCUGGGGCCAAGCAAAAUGAUCUCCCGCCGUCAUGCGAGCAUUUUCUUCAAUGGGGGCUCUGGUCGGUGGGUCCUACACGUAAAGGGCAGGAACGGCGUGAGGAUAAACGGCGUUCCCCUGCCUGUCGACGGAGGCCAGGCAUUGAGCAGUGGCGACGUGCUGGAAAUCGCAGCGAUCGAGAUGAUGAUGGUUUUGCCGGAACAGGAGCCCCUCAAAAUAUCUGAUCAAUACCUCGAGCGCGCAGGUCUGUCUGAGCGGGAUCUCCCUACCAAGACAGACGAGGCCCGUGUGAAUCCACCAAGCUCCACCACAGGCAGGCCCAGCUCUUCGCAGAGCAUCUACCAAAACCGGCAAGGACGAGGACAACAGGCUAUUGCGCCGGCUCCGCCUGACUACAAGCGCCCAGGGACGCCGCCGUCGUCUAUACGGAGCAAAACCCAGGCACUGACCAAGCCUUCGCCGUUCAUCAAGGGCACUCCUUCCGGGAACAUGAUUCUGAGUACCAACGACAUGGACCUGAGUCUUGAGGAGAACAAAGGCAUCAAGCCUCAGUACAGCUACGCACAGAUGAUCACACAGGCGAUAAUGAGCACCCGAGAUGAGAAGCUCAACCUGAACGGCAUCUAUACGUACAUCAUGUCCAACUAUGCAUACUAUCGGCAUCAGCAGCCCGCGGGCUGGCAGAACUCGAUCCGUCAUAACCUUUCACUCAACAAGGCAUUUGAAAAGGUUGCCAGGUCUACCGAUGAGCCUGGGAAGGGGAUGAAAUGGCAGAUCACGGCCGAGUGCCGUGACGAGAUGGUCAAGAAUGCCUGGAAGGGCGGUCGCGGUGGCCAUCGCGGCUCUUCCAACCCAUCCUCGCCCAGUGGGCUGAACUACAUAACCCAUGGCCCGCGAGAAAUGGCUGCUAAGGAGCCAAGUCCCCUUCGCAAGCGCAAGGUCUCGCCCUCUGGAUCACCUCAACCUCGGUCGGCUUUGCGAAUCUCGCACACGACGCCCGAGCGCAACACUCGCCGUCUCCAAUCCGAUGACACCGCGGAUAUCGUAGACGGCAGCCCUCUCCCAAAACACCGACAGUCAAGUGCUGGAGCUUCGGCUGCACUGAAUGAGACUGCUCCUCGUUCACCUCUCCUAACGUCUUCGUACCUCCCAGAGGACGGUUCGUCCCUGGUUACACCGGCUCCGCUCAAGAUCCAUCCUAGGCUCGCGCCUCCGAGCACGGCUCAGCGUCCGAGCCAGCACAUGCCCAUGAGCUCGCCCGCCCCCUUCUGGAAGUUUGCCGAGUACGGCAGCACCCCGAUCAAGCCCUUGGCAGAUAUCAGCCCCUCCAAGAAUCCGGGGCCAAUCCCCCAGAGCAGCAGCCCUCCACGCAUUGCUAAGUCUCCAACUGGUAGUCCCACCCAGAACGGCCGCUCCGCGACUCACGAACCAAUCAAGCCUGAUGAGCCCGAGGACGACGAGGAAGGCAUCGAUUUGACCAAGGGAUUCCAGAGUAUUAGCUCUUACCACGAGUCUCUGAAUGCUUCCAUGUCAAAGGGUUCGUUUGAAUCCACCAACGGGAGCAAGGCUUAGACGACUUCCCACACCAAGCAUCAUUAAUGCCUAAAUCGAGUUCUUUUGGUUUGAAGCUCUUCAGGAUAUCUAUCCGGCGAAUGAUUUCUGCGCACGAUGUGCUCCUGUGCCGUUCGGGGACCGUACAGGGCUAGUACAAAUCAGCCCAGGUGCCCAUCAUGCUGUGCCGUCAGAGCCUGGUAAUAAGCUGGAACCCGAGUUUCAGACUACAGGGUGUAUCGCAGGAACUGGAGCUGAACAGCUCCAAAUUCACCCCAAACCCACAGGGUAAAGGACCAUGAAAUACGCAACUACAUCCCAGUCUUACGGACACGGCGAAUGCCCUUCUUUUCUGGCCUUGCUUCGGUACUGAAGCAUUCCCGGACUACAUGGCAACAACUGCCCGCCUUGGCCUGGUUUUCUUCUUGGGCCCCUUCCACACGUCGGAAGUUCUGAUCCCACUGUACUACUUACUGUACCAUAUCGCUACUUUUUGUUUGAAUUGACUGAAGCCGUACUUUAGCUACCAGAGCGACCACCCAGUCAGCAGGAGUUUAGGGGUUCUUGCAUUGAUGACCAUGCUCGUGGCCAUGCGAUCGGAACAGUUAUGAGUUGAUGAUAUCUCGGCCACUGCUCUUUAAUCUUUCUUUCCUUCACGGGACGAGUUGAGGGUCACUCGGCUCCAGUCAUGUAUGAUUACGAUGUAUGCUUUACGCUUAACGCAUUACGCUUUAUCGGGGUAGAAAAAGCGGGCGGGUUUUGGGUUUUGGGCUUCGGUAUUCAGGCGACCGGCCCAAAGAAGCGAUGGUUGGAGCGGGCAAUCAUCGCACUGCCUUAUGAGUUUCACAUUUAUGCCCACGGAUUCAAAACAAUUGGCAGUUCGAUUUCCA
This is a messenger RNA of Diaporthe batatas, 3762 nucleotides long. RefSeq lists its product as uncharacterized. The record is from RefSeq and is a predicted model, not a curated record. The transcript has 4 exons. NCBI's taxonomy places the organism in Eukaryota, Fungi, Ascomycota, Sordariomycetes, Diaporthales, Diaporthaceae. Gene Ontology annotation, molecular function: protein binding; DNA-binding transcription factor activity, RNA polymerase II-specific; RNA polymerase II cis-regulatory region sequence-specific DNA binding. Gene Ontology annotation, biological process: regulation of transcription by RNA polymerase II. Bases 800 to 2893 code for a protein of 697 amino acids.